Molecule: messenger RNA, 1862 nt
Organism: Panicum hallii
Lineage: Eukaryota; Viridiplantae; Streptophyta; Magnoliopsida; Poales; Poaceae
Product: BTB/POZ domain-containing protein At2g13690-like
Exons: 2
Coding region: 185-1747 (520 amino acids)
Source: RefSeq, a predicted model, not a curated record
UUAUUUCCCCCCGCCCCCCGCCGUGUGCCCGUGUAGCUCGGCAGCACGCUCAGCUAGCUCCCAUGGCCGCGGCCGCCUCCGCCCCCGCCUCGCGCUGAGCCAAACCCUAGCACUCUAGCAGCAGCGGGACACCAGCAAUUGAACGCUAGAUCCUCGUCCCGUUCAUCGCCCGUCGCUUCCUCUCAUGGCGGACUCCACGCACCACACCAUCCGCCGCGCCGCCGCGCGGCCCCGCGGCUGGUGCUGCUCGUUCUCCGGCCUCCCGGAUAGCCCCGAGCACCGCGCGCUCCCGGCCGCCGCCGCCCAGAAGCUGCCGCCCAAGUCCCCUCUGGCGCCGUCGUUCCACAGCUCGCCGUCGUCCAAGCUCGCGGGCCUCAUCGACCCGCGCAGGAUCCUCUCGCCGGGGCGCGUGUCGCCGAUAGACUCCGAGGGCUCUCCGGCCGUAGCGGCCGCGGGGGCGGAGGAGGAGGAGGCGCUGCCGAGGGAGCAGGCGGCGGCGCUGGCGCCGUUCGUAGCGGUGCGGGAGGACGAGGAGGAGGGUGGGGGCGGGCUGGAUCUGAGGCUGUCCCUGCGCGGGAGGGACGGGAGGUGCGUCGUCAUGGAGCUGGACUCCGCCGUGCUGCGCGAGAGCAGCGCCUUCUUCGCCGACAUGGUGCCGGACGCCUCUGGUGGAGGGGGCGGCGGGGGUAAGAGGGUCGAGGUGGAUGGGGUAGACAACCUGGAGGCGUUCAAGGAGGCCGUGGAGCUCAUGUUCGAGCCCGACGCCAUGCGCUGGCUCGCCAGGGCCGGCGUGUCGCGGGCAAUUGGUGUGCUCGAGGUUUCCUCCUCUAUUAUGUUUGACAGAGGAAUUGAAUCAUGUUUGAGGUACAUUGAAGCAGUUCCAUGGAAUGAGAAUGAGGAAGAGAGGCUGAAGCAUGUUUUUGCUAGAUGUACUUUUGAUGAAUCAGUAUGUAGAGAUGUGCUGGCAAGAUUGCAACAACAAUGCAGGAGCGGCUCAGAGGAUUUGACAGUGCAGCUUGUUGAAUCUGUCACCAGUGGAACCAACAACGGUGCAAGGAAAGAGUUGCAAUCUUUGGUCAGCAGUCUCCUAAGCAAAAGCUCAGUCUAUCAUAAGGACUUAUCUGGGCUAAACAAAGGGAGCCUUUAUCAAAUAUGCUGUUCCUGUUUGAGCUCACUGGUGGAACUUUUCGUGGAAAACUCAGUGCCAGUCGAGGAUGCAGGUCAAGCUACAUCAGUUUCAGAUAGCAAGCCUAUGGUUGAAAGGGUCAGUAAGCAAACUGAGAAUCUCAAUUGGCUCUUUGACAUCCUUGUAAACAAUGAUAUGGCAGAAAGAUUUGUUGAGUUGUGGGCUAAGCAAGACGAGCUCAUCAGAAUGCAUGAGCAAGCAUCACCAAUGUUCAGAUACGAGCUGAGCCGGAUAUCAGCGAGCGUGUUCAUCGCUCUGGGGAAAGGGAGAAUCCAAUGCCCCAGUGAUACGAGGAGCCAGUUGUUCUAUGGAUGGUUCAGGCCAAUGCUAAUGGACUUCGGCUGGCUCCAAAGGUGCUCCAAAGGCCUUGAUGUCAGGAUACUGGAGGAGAACCUAGGGCAGGCCCUGCUCACCCUUCCACUUCAGCAGCAGCAAAGCUUAUUCGAAGAAUGGUUUCGGUGCUUUGCAUCUAGAGGCACAGAAUGCCCUAACCUCGGCAGAGCCUUCCAGGUAUGGUGGAGGAGGUCAUUUGUUAGAUCAUCUGUAGAGGUGCGUCGGUGAGCGUUUUACAUCACUGUGAGGUAUAUGUGUUGCGUGUAUGAAUGUAAAAUGAUAGCCGUUGAGAGUAUAUUCAAAUUUUGUUUUUCCUCUUAAUAAAAUCCAUCAUGUUCUUCCA